This is a messenger RNA of Salvia hispanica, 924 nucleotides long. It is a transcript of the gene LHCA3, whose product is annotated as PSI type III chlorophyll a/b-binding protein. Gene Ontology annotation, cellular component: membrane. Gene Ontology annotation, biological process: photosynthesis, light harvesting. NCBI's taxonomy places the organism in Eukaryota, Viridiplantae, Streptophyta, Magnoliopsida, Lamiales, Lamiaceae. The record is from RefSeq and is a predicted model, not a curated record.
ACUAAAUUCCCGUUGCUUGUAGCUGUUUCUUCAUCAAUUUCCAAUCCCAAAAAUGGCUACACAAGCAUUGCUCUCUUCUUCAUCCAUCUCCACCUCCGCCGAGCUCGCAAGGCAAAUCCUUGGCGCAACGCCCCUCCGCUCCUCGAGGAAAGUUUCCUUCCUCGUCAAGGCCGCUUCCACUCCUCCCGUCAAGCAAGGAGCUAACCGCCAACUCUGGUUCGCAUCCCAACAAAGCCUCUCCUACUUGGAUGGAAGCCUCCCCGGCGACUACGGGUUCGACCCGUUGGGCCUGUCGGACCCGGAAGGCACCGGAGGGUUCAUCGAGCCCAAAUGGCUAGCCUACGGCGAGAUCAUCAACGGGCGUUUCGCCAUGCUUGGGGCGGCCGGGUCAAUUGCUCCCGAGAUCCUCGGCAAGGCCGGCCUGAUCCCUCAGGAAACCGCCCUUCCGUGGUUCCAGACAGGAGUGAUUCCCCCGGCCGGGACCUACAACUACUGGGCCGACAACUACACCUUGUUCGUCCUUGAGAUGGCGCUCAUGGGGUUCGCGGAGCACAGGAGGUUACAGGACUGGUACAAUCCGGGCUCCAUGGGGAAGCAGUACUUCCUGGGGCUGGAGAAGGGGCUUGGGGGUUCAGGCAACCCAGCCUACCCUGGCGGCCCCUUCUUCAACCCCUUAGGGUUCGGGAAGGACGAAAAGUCCUUGAAUGACUUGAAGCUGAAGGAAGUGAAGAACGGAAGGCUAGCCAUGCUGGCAAUCCUGGGCUACUUUGUCCAGGCUUUGGUCACCGGGGUCGGCCCGUACCAGAACCUCCUGGAUCAUCUGGCCGACCCGGUGAACAACAAUGUCCUCACCAGCCUCAAGUUUCACUAAGCUUUGCUAUAAUUUAUUUUGUGAAUUGUGAAAUGAGACUACUUUUAUUUCAA